Messenger RNA from Aureococcus anophagefferens, 561 nucleotides. RefSeq lists its product as hypothetical. The annotation marks the transcript as partial. Gene Ontology annotation, cellular component: mitochondrial inner membrane. Gene Ontology annotation, molecular function: ABC-type transporter activity; ATP binding. Gene Ontology annotation, biological process: transmembrane transport; intracellular iron ion homeostasis. The record is from RefSeq and is a predicted model, not a curated record. The transcript has a single exon. Lineage: Eukaryota; Pelagophyceae; Pelagomonadales; Pelagomonadaceae.
AUCAAGCGGCGCGUCGCCGGCAGCGCGGCGCUGCUCGUCGGCGCCAAGGGCAUGACGAUCGCGACGCCGUUCCUCUUCAAGGAGGCCGUCGACGGCCUCGGCGCGGUCUCCGACGCCGGCGCGCUGGACGGGGCCGCGUCGCUCGCAUUGGCGGCGCCGACGGCGUGCCUCCUGGGCUACGGCAUCGCGCGCCUCGGCGACAGCGGCCUCAAGGAGCUGCGGAACUACGUCUUCGCGGCCGUGUCGCAGCGCGCGAUCCGCGUUGUCGCGCGGGGCGUCUACGAGCACCUGACGGCGCUGGAUUUGGCCUUCCACCUGGACCGCAAGACGGGGCAGCUGAGCCGCGUCAUCGACCGCGGCGCGCGGUCCAUCAACUACCUCGUGUCGAUGACGCUCUUCAACGUCGCGCCGACGGCGCUGGAGAUCGCGCUCGUGACGUCCAUCGUCUCGUUCAGCUUCGGCCCGGCCCACGCCGCCGCGGCGCUGGGCACGGUGUCCGCCUACGUCGUCUUCACGGUGACCUACUCGAACCGGCGCAUCCCGAUUCGAAAGCGGAUGAAC